This is a messenger RNA of Diceros bicornis minor, 1555 nucleotides long. RefSeq names its product solute carrier family 30 member 2 (gene SLC30A2). NCBI's taxonomy places the organism in Eukaryota, Metazoa, Chordata, Mammalia, Perissodactyla, Rhinocerotidae. Gene Ontology annotation, biological process: response to zinc ion; zinc ion transmembrane transport. The record is from RefSeq and is a predicted model, not a curated record. Gene Ontology annotation, cellular component: plasma membrane. Gene Ontology annotation, molecular function: zinc ion transmembrane transporter activity.
AUGCGGGAGGAGGGAACACCCUAGGCCAAGGCCCCAAGACUCCUGGACUGGUCGUUCCCUCAGCACCCACCUCCGAACACGGACUUCUGGUCACUCCUCAGGGACUGUCGAGCUUGGAGUGUCCUUAGCUGUUCUUCCAGUUGGACACAUGGGAAUGCCAAGGCCCCUCAGAGAGACAGGACUGGAGUCAGCCCUCCUUACCCCAUCUCGGAACUGAGUUCCCCUCUCUCUUCCUCUGUGGCCAGGUCUUACAAGGGAUCUCUGAAGCAGGAUGGGUCUGGCUGGAUCCCUCUGCCUCCACCUGGCCUGGACUUGCAGGCCAUUGAGCUGGCCACUAAAAGAAACCAUUACUGCCACGCCCAGAAGGGUCUUGACAGUCACUGUGACCCCAAGAAGGAGCGAGCCAGGCGCCAGCUCUGUGUGGCUUCUGCCAUCUGCCUGGUGUUCAUGAUUGGGGAAGUCAUUGGUGGGUACCUAGCACAUAGCUUGGCGGUCAUGACAGACGCAGCCCACCUGCUCACUGACUUUGCCAGCAUGCUCAUCAGCCUCUUCUCCCUCUGGAUGUCUUCCCGGGCGCCCACCAAGACCAUGAACUUCGGCUGGCAGCGAGCUGAGAUCCUGGGAGCCCUGCUUUCUGUGCUGUCCAUCUGGGUCGUGACUGGGAUACUGGUGUACCUGGCGGUGGAGCGGCUGAUCUCUGGGGACUAUGAGAUUGAGGGGGGAACCAUGCUGAUCACGUCAGGCUGUGCUGUGGCCGUGAACAUCAUAAUGGGGUUGACUCUUCACCAGUCUGGCCAUGGGCACAGCCAUGACACCAGCCAGCAGCAGGAGAACCUCAGUGUCCGAGCUGCCUUUAUCCAUGUGAUUGGAGAUUUUCUACAGAGCUUGGGCAUCUUGGUGGCAGCCUAUAUUGUAUACUUCAAGCCAGAGUACAAGUGUGUAGACCCCAUCUGCACCUUCCUCUUCUCCAUCCUGGUCCUGGGGACAACCAUGACCGUCCUGAGAGAUGUGAUCCUGGUGCUGAUGGAAGGGACCCCCAAGGGCGUGGACUUCACGGCUGUGCGGGAUCUGCUGCUGUCUGUGGAGGGGGUGGAAGCCUUGCACAGCCUGCAUAUCUGGGCGCUGACCAUGGCCCAGCCCGUGCUGUCUGUCCACAUUGCCAUCGCUCAGAAUGCAGACGCCCAGGCUGUGCUGCUGGCGGCCAGUGCCUGCUUGCAGGGGAAGUUCCACUUCCACACCAUGACCAUCCAGAUCGAGAACUACUCUGAGGACAUGAAGGACUGUCAGGCAUGCCAAUGCCUGUCGGACUGACUGCCUGGCCAGGUGCCAACUGGGGCGUGGACAGGACCUGCAGAUGGCGGGGCUGAGUGUCCCCCAGGCCCAGCCAAGACUCUGCCUACCCCGGCUGUAAACCGGGGUCCCUCUCCUGACCUCUGCUCCAUGUUCACUGUGGAGGAGCCUUGCCCCACUCCAAGGAUGGGGCUCUUCCCCUGCAUCCCCCAUCUGACUACAGCCAGCCUCAGGAUGGGGACUCGGCAGGUGCAAAGCUAGUGUG